AUGUCUACCCCAGCCAGAAGAAGAUUAAUGAGAGAUUUCAAAAGAAUCAAGAGUGAUUCGCCACCUGGGAUAUCAGCAUCACCAUUACCAGAUAAUGUGAUGUUAUGGAAUGCAAUGAUUAUAGGUCCAUCUGAUACACCAUAUGAAGAUGGUACAUUUCGAUUAGUAUUAGAAUUCGAUGAAGAAUAUCCAAAUAAGCCACCACAUGUUAAGUUUUUAAGUGAAAUGUUUCACCCCAAUGUUUAUGCCAAUGGAGAGAUUUGUUUAGAUAUUUUACAAAACAGAUGGACACCCACCUAUGAUGUUUCUUCGAUCUUGACAUCGAUUCAAAGUUUAUUUAAUGACCCAAAUCCAGCAUCACCAGCCAAUGUAGAAGCUGCUACGUUAUUUAAAGAUCAUCGAGCACAAUAUGUCAAGAAAGUGAAAGAAACGGUAGAAAAAUCAUGGGAAGAUAAUAUGGAGGAUAUGGAUGAUGAUGAAGAAGAUAGUGAUGAAGAUGGAGAUGACGAUGAAGAUGAAGAGUGA
Molecule: messenger RNA, 525 nt
Organism: Henningerozyma blattae CBS 6284
Lineage: Eukaryota; Fungi; Ascomycota; Saccharomycetes; Saccharomycetales; Saccharomycetaceae
Gene: RAD6
Product: E2 ubiquitin-conjugating protein RAD6
Exons: 1
Coding region: 1-525 (174 amino acids)
Biological process (GO): DNA repair; protein polyubiquitination; proteasome-mediated ubiquitin-dependent protein catabolic process
Cellular component (GO): HULC complex
Molecular function (GO): ubiquitin conjugating enzyme activity
Source: RefSeq, a predicted model, not a curated record